CUCUUUUUGCACGUGUGUUUUUUCUCCACACACAACAGCAACCGCACACGAUGUCAGCGUGGGACUCUGGAUCAGAUCGGGGAUCGGACUCUGACGCGGAUUCGGAGGCCGAGUUCGCAGCAUAUCGCGCCCUCCACUACUCCAGCAUCUCCAAUGCCGUCCCCGCAGCGACGCCCGGAGCACAAGGGCCCACAACAGAAGAAAAGCAUCCUGCCACGCCAUCGGAGUACGCCGCACAGGAGAACGGUAGCACGGCACAUGUCCAGUCACCUGCAGCGCUCAACACUUCCGUGGACGACGAGCCCGGCCGCGCGUCUGCCUUUCGCCAGAGACAGCUCCCGAAGGAGCCGCUCUUUGUCGAAGCAUACAGCACCGACGACGAUGGCGGAAACACAGACGACUCCAGCCGCGCGCGCCAGGCCCGCCGCCGUCGCCGCAAGCGCGGUGCAGGCGGUGCGGAUGCAGCAGCUGAAGCGAGCAAGCUGAACAGCAGCGUGGACAACUUUGUACUCAAUGCAACCGUCUCUAGUGUGGAGAGCGUGCAGGUGGUUGAAGACUCGAACAGCAGCAGUGGAAGCAGUGGAAGCAGCAGUAGCAGCAGUAGCAGUAGUAGUAGUGACAGUAGCAGUAGCAGCAGCAGCAGCAGCGGUGACGACUCUGUUGUUGUUGUCAUCGAUGACGAUGAUGAAGAAGAGGAAGACAUUGCAGGCCAUAGACAAAUGCACAGCGCGAGCAAGACGGACACAACAGAGAGCAACACUACCGCCACCACCGCCACCGCCACAGCAUCGGCGCCGAAACCGACAGCAGCCACGGCAGCAGCGGUGAUCGCCGCUGCAAAGACGGUCAAGUACGUUGAAGCCAGCAGCGACGACGACGCCGACUUGUGGGCAGCAGACCACGACACGGGCCCAAAGACAUAUGAUCGCUUCUCCCGUGCGCGCUCGUUCAUCAAGUGCCACAACUGUCGUGGAUCCGGCCAUCUUGCGCGCGACUGCCCAGAACCAAAGCGGGCGCCGUAUUGUCGACUGUGCGGACUGAAGGGCCACACCCGAUCCCGAUGCAUGCACGAGUGCUGCUUCAACUGCGGAUUUCCAGGCCACCGCACAAAGAGCUGUGACCUACCAACCAGCCGACACCACACGCGCUGCAAGCGCUGUUCACAAAGCGGCCACCUUGAAUGGAAAUGCUCGGACACGUGGCGCCAAUACGCCGCAAUCCAGUCUGAGCGCGAUCUUGAGAAGCGGCUUCGCCCGGCCAUCGGCCACCGCUCCGUGCGCUUCUGCUGCCACUGCGGCGAGGCAGGCCAUCUCGUCCACAGCUGUCCAGUCCCGCGCCGCGAUUCUGUCCGCGUGAGCGUCGUCGUCCCCACCUCAUACGACUUUGCAGGCUCAAGUGCGUACUUUACGUCGCUUCCGUCAUCAUCAUCGUCAGCAUCAUCGUCGUCGUCGUCGUCGGGCAAGCGUAAAGCGGGCAGUGGUGAUGGACACACGAUGAAGCGCAGCAAGCGUGGUGGCGACGGGCGCGAGGAAGGCGGCGUGACACGAUACGCGCGACGCGUGUUUGAGGGCGCAAAGAAGCUGAUUGGGAGAGGCAAGAAGGGAAAAGGCAAGCGCGAUGGCGAGGCAGGGGAGGACUCUGCCAACAAGAGCAGCAGGAAGAAGAAGGACAAGAAGAAGAAGAAGAGGGAGGGUGGCAAGGGAACAGACGAGAGGCAACAGCGCGGCAGCAAGCGAGGGGAUGCGAGAGCGCCUGCGAAGCGCAAGAACAGCAACAAGAAGAACAAGCGCAGCAAGCAGGCGAGCAGUGGCGAUGGCGGCCGAGUGGUCACCAUGGGCGGCGGAUUCCGUCACUCACGGAAGUAGCACAGGGCACCAGGCGUGUGUGUGUGUGGUUGUGUGUGGUUGUGUGGGUGUGUGGUUGUGUGGUUGUUGUUGUAGUUGUGUGUGAUUGUGGUUGUGUAUGUGUGUGUGUGUGUGGUUGUUGGAAGGCUCUUGAGGUCAGGUUGGCGAGAGCGAGGUGACCGUUGAGAGGUGGGAUUUUGUGUCUGCUUCGGAGGUGUGCGAGCAUAGGUUGCUUCCUUUUACUGCAGCAAGUAAACAAAGAAACCAAUGCCAA
Messenger RNA from Salpingoeca rosetta, 2118 nucleotides. RefSeq lists its product as uncharacterized. Gene Ontology annotation, molecular function: nucleic acid binding; zinc ion binding. NCBI's taxonomy places the organism in Eukaryota, Choanoflagellata, Craspedida, Salpingoecidae. Bases 51 to 1865 code for a protein of 604 amino acids. The record is from RefSeq and is a predicted model, not a curated record. The transcript is spliced from 10 exons.